This is a messenger RNA of Gracilinanus agilis (Agile Gracile Mouse Opossum), 1666 nucleotides long. RefSeq names its product ADP ribosylation factor like GTPase 13B (gene ARL13B). Gene Ontology annotation, cellular component: ciliary membrane; motile cilium; non-motile cilium. The coding region runs from base 336 to 1622 and encodes 428 amino acids. The record is from RefSeq and is a predicted model, not a curated record. The transcript has 10 exons. Lineage: Eukaryota; Metazoa; Chordata; Mammalia; Didelphimorphia; Didelphidae. Gene Ontology annotation, biological process: receptor localization to non-motile cilium; non-motile cilium assembly. Gene Ontology annotation, molecular function: GTPase activity; GTP binding.
UAGUCCCCAUUGUAACAUACCCGCUGUGUGACCCUCUUAUAGGGGCUUAGGCUUACUGGAGCCUCACACUUUGAGCACAACUGGAGUUGUGGUCGGUUUUUGCUUAGAGUGCCUUCCCCUGUUUAUUUCCCUUAUAACCCCCCCUCCCCUUGAACUACGCCUUCACUUUUAGUUCCCAGGUCCUGUCUUGCCGUCUUCCCGUCUUCCGUUUCCUGGCCCUCUGGGCCUCGCGGUCCUAGGGCCCUAGGGCCGUUAGUACCGAUUCCCUACCUCCCCCUGCUUGGAGAUAGCCUUGGCUGCGACGACUGUGGUGACUGCAAGGACCAGGCGGUGUGAUGGGAGAGUGUUGCAGCUUUUUGAAAAAGCCGGAGGAUCCCAUCAGAAAGGUGACACUUGUGAUGGUUGGACUUGAUAAUGCUGGUAAAACUGCAACAGCAAAAGGAAUGCAAGGAGAGUGUCCUGAAGAUGUAGCUCCAACUGUUGGUUUUUCCAAAAUUGAUCUUAAACAAGGAAAGUUUGAAGUUACAAUUUUUGACUUAGGAGGUGGAAAGAGAAUUCGAGGAAUAUGGAAAAAUUACUAUGCUGAGUCAUAUGGGGUAAUAUUUGUUGUCGAUUCAAGUGAUGAAAAAAGAAUGAAAGAAACUAAAGAGACAAUGACUGAACUUCUAGAACAUCCUAGGAUAUCAGGAAAACCCGUAUUGGUAUUGUCAAAUAAACAAGAUAAAGAAGGAGCCUUAGCAGAAGCAGAUGUCAUUGAAAUGUUGUCUCUAGAAAAACUUGUCAAUGAGCAUAGAUGUCGUUGUCAAAUAGAAUCUUGUUCAGCAAUCCUGGGUUGUGGGAAGAAAAUUGACCAGUCCAUAACAAGAGGUCUUUAUUGGUUGCUGCAUAGCAUUGCAAAAGAUUAUGAUAUUUUACAUGAGCGCAUCAAAAAAGACACAGCUGAGCAGCGAGCUUUUGAGCAACGAGAGAAACUGGAACGAGCUGCACGAGUAAAGAAGAUACGAGAAGAAAGAGAACGAAAGAAGAAAGAGCUUGAGGCAUAUGCCAAACAUAAUGAAUCUGAAGCAGAUGCUGAGCCAGUUGUCAACCCCUUUAAGCCCAUAAAUGCAGUAAUCAAGGAGAAUGAAAAAAAAAUUGAAAAAGAGAAAAAGAGGCAGAUGAUGGGAAAAGAUAGGGGCAGCAUUCCUCUGAAAAAGCCUAGCACAGAACAGGAACAAAUGGAGACCCAGAGCCAUAUCAGCUCCAGCAUCCAAAAACACAAUGAUAUUGGAUUAAUAGACACUUGUAAGGAGGCAUUAACACCGCAGUUGGAGAAGAAAGAUGUGACAGACCAACAACCUUCUGAAAUUCUUGACUCUGGUGACUCAGGUCUAAAUAGAAAGAAAAAUAAGAGGCUCAGGUUUAAAAGAAGUAGUAACAUGAUAGUACCAAUUAAUACAGAGGAAUCUAAACCAAGGACUCCAAGAACAUCCCCAGCUAAAACACCUGUUGGCUGGGGAACCCCCAGAAUCACUAGACUUCCAAAAGCUGAACCUCUUGGUGAAAUACGUCAUAAUGGUAAAUCAAAAAGAUUUCCAUGGAAAAAAACCUUUGCCACCAUUGAUGAAUCAGAAACCCAGUAGUGAAUACCCAUGAUAUGCUUCACUCAUAGUUGAUUCUCAUGUGG